This is a messenger RNA of Telopea speciosissima, 738 nucleotides long. RefSeq names its product glutathione S-transferase U22-like. Gene Ontology annotation, cellular component: cytoplasm. Gene Ontology annotation, biological process: glutathione metabolic process. The coding region runs from base 48 to 707 and encodes 219 amino acids. Gene Ontology annotation, molecular function: glutathione transferase activity. The record is from RefSeq and is a predicted model, not a curated record. NCBI's taxonomy places the organism in Eukaryota, Viridiplantae, Streptophyta, Magnoliopsida, Proteales, Proteaceae. The transcript is spliced from 2 exons.
AUCGUAAUUAUUUACACCUUCAAGCUCUGCAAUUUGUUGUUGAAUUAAUGGCUGAGGAAGUGACUCUUCUGGACUUCUGGGCAAGCCCAUAUGGGAUGAGAUGCAGAAUCGCCUUGGCCGAGAAAGGCGUCAACUAUGAGCACAAGGAAGAAAAUCUCCGGCACAAGAGCCCUUUGCUUCUCCAGAUGAACCCUGUUCAUAAGAAGAUCCCUGUCUUGAUCCAUGAUGGGAAACCCAUCUGUGAAUCACUGAACAUUGUUCAAUACAUUGAUGAAAUUUGGAAAGAUAACUCUCCCCUGUUGCCUUCUGAUCCUUACCAGCGUGCUCAAGCCAGGUUCUGGGCUGAUUUUAUCGACAAGAAGGCUUUCGAAAUGGGGGCAAAGGUAUGGAAGACCAAAGGAGAAGAGCAAGAGACAGCGAAGAAGGAUUUCAUAGAAUGCUUGAAACUGUUGGAAGGAGAGCUUGGUGACAAGCCUUACUUCAGUGGUGAGAGCUUUGGGUUCGUGGAUGUCAGCCUUAUCCCCUUCUACUGCUGGUUCGAUGCAUGUGAGAAUUGUGCCAACUUCAGCAUUGAAGCUACUUGUCCAAAGCUGAUUUCUUGGGCCAAGAGGUGCAUGGAGAAGGAGAGUGUGUCAAAGUCCCUUCCUGAGCCACAGAAGAUUUAUAAAUACGCUCUGUAUCUCAGGAAGUUUUAUGGGAUUGGGUAAGCAGAGAGAAGAGAUUGAAAUCUGGAAUUUC